Pygoscelis adeliae (Adelie penguin) is the source of this 3066-nucleotide messenger RNA. It is a transcript of the gene CIDEA, whose product is annotated as cell death-inducing DFFA-like effector a. Bases 5 to 610 code for a protein of 201 amino acids. The transcript has 4 exons. Lineage: Eukaryota; Metazoa; Chordata; Aves; Sphenisciformes; Spheniscidae. Gene Ontology annotation, biological process: regulation of apoptotic process; apoptotic process; lipid storage. Gene Ontology annotation, cellular component: lipid droplet. The record is from RefSeq and is a predicted model, not a curated record.
AUCCAUGGGAGCAUCUGUGGGAGCAGUAACAAAACAGACCCUGUUCCCUCCUCUCAUGCCUGCAGGGCGACCUUUCCGUGUGUCGAAUGCCUCCCGAAGCAGCCGGAAAGGAAUUGUUGCAAGCAGUCUGCAAGAGCUCAUCAGCAAGACUUUAGAUGCUUUCCUUAUAUCUGCUGGAAUAGUUACUCUGGUUUUGGAGGAAGAUGGCACGGUUGUGGACACAGAAGAGUUCUUCAAGUCCCUGGAUGAUAAUACACACUUCAUGGUUCUAGAAAAAGGACAGAAAUGGACACAAACAAGAAAUGGAGUCGCUGCUGUGAGACAAAAGAAGAAAAUGGGAGUAGCUAACAUCACAUUUGAUCUGUACAAGCUGAACCCUAAGGAUUUUAUUGGCUGCUUAAACAUCAAGGCGACCUUCUAUGAGAUCUACUCUGUCUCAUAUGACAUCAAAUGUAUGGGAGCAAAAAGUGUAUUGCGGAAGGUGCUUCAGCUAAUGUCCCAUGCAGCACAAAUAACUGGACAGUUUCUUCUCUAUACUGGAACGUAUAUGUUGCAGUUGAUGGGUGAAUAUGAUGAAGAUGGCACGUGUACAAGAUCAAGGCGGGAGUAGUAAACACAGCUGCACUUUUGAUAUUGGAUCCUUUUGCUUAAAGACAUUGUCUUGCCCCAUUUUGAUUGUAAUGAUGUUAUAGCAGGGGAUGUCCACUGAUGUGAACUAACAUUUUUCCCAUUUGGGAAUGCUUGUAGGCCUUAGUCAUAAAAUAAGCGUUUGGUGUUCACAGGCUCUUAACACAGCAAAAGGAUGGGUGCCUAAUGUCUGAGAAUUUGGCAAAAGGAGAGGGUGGUUUUUUGCCCCAGCAACUCAAAAUGGAGAAUAAGUAUACUUGGAAACUUGCAUGCUUUGUAACCAGUGGGGUAUUUCUUGCACUGAUCAAAACAUAGUUUGGUUGGGUUUUUUCAUGGCUGUCUGCUUGCCUUCUGAACAGACUGGUCUGUAAGGUGGGGGUGGGGGAACUGUGGUUUUUUGUUUUUUAAUCCUUAACAAUGCUAGUAUUAGUGUCCAGCUGGCAUUGAGGUACAAAAUGGUGAAGUGUAGUUAUUCUGCUACCAAUGGAAAUACACACACAAUACAACUGAAUCCUGGUUCAGUGACUGACAGCUCUCAUGAAGUCUAAUUGGAGAAAGUGCAACUACUAAGCAGAAGCUUAAAAUUUAGCCUUACUUCCCUUAAAACAAGUGAAAACAUUUCAUUUUAACUCUUCAUAUUUUUUCUUCAAAUCUACAGAAAGUUCAGGUUAGUAUAGCUCAUACCAGUUGAAGAAACUGAUAUUUCUUUGAUGGUUCUGAUGUCCAUUCUGCCUGAAGUAUUGAAUAAUUUGCCAUAGUUUCAUGACCAUGGCUUACAAGCAACCUGCUGAAGCUUCCUUCAGGGGUGUUAAACCAUCGCUAAUGUAGUUUUUACUGUUCAGUUGCAAGAUGACACUACAUCCCAAGCUGUACUUGAGGUACAUGCAGCAUGGAUCUGUAAGAGAUGCUGGAUUUUGAUGCCCCUGUGUUCAGGGGAGAGCAGCAGGACACUAUCUGGUCUUGUGUAACAUAUAUAUGCUCUAAACUGGAUAUUUGCGGUUUUAUAGUCUCCCAAGACAAGUUGUAUUAAAGGGCAAAGUUUUUAAUCCUUAGGUAGAAUUGUCCAGAAUGUUUUCUACAGUUUAGUGAACUGCUAGGAUGACCAGCUUUCAGCAAGCUUUUCCUCAACAGUGUAGAAAACUGGAACAUGAGCCGUGUUGGGCAUCUUGUGUCAAAACACAGACUCCCGUUGCUGAAGGGAAAAGCCCAACUUUGGUUGUUCAUAGGUGUGGCUUUUGAGGCUUUCAUUUGCUUGUGCAUGAGGAACUUUAGUAAGUUAUAUUCUUAACAGCUUUCAGCCUUAAGUAAGGAGACAGCAGAUACAGGUAAUGUGUCUGACCUGAUGGCAGGUGCCACCUAGGAAGCGAAGCUCUGGUGACAGAGUGAACAAGUGGGGUAGGGGAAGAAAGCAGUGGGAGCAAAAGGGAAAAGGACCAAUGUGGAACCCACAGUGCUUGCCAUGCCUCUGCUGAGAGAGGAAUCCAUUAACUAUGUGCAUCAACUGCACUGGUUAGUUGGAGGAAAACCUAAGCAGGCGGACUGAAAAGGCCGAGUAGUGUGGUUGGUGGGAUCCAUUCUGACCUGUCAGCUGGAUCUGUUUGCUUCAAAUGUCGCUAAUAUGUGGGAAAAUUGCUCUUGCUUUAAUCUGCAAAUUUCACCUUCAUAUGCUUAUUUUUGCCUUCCCUUUAUGGAUGUGACUUAGCCAGCUGAAGCUGCACCUUUCAAAUCACUGUUGUGAUGAAAAGCAGCCUAAAUCCAAGCGUUAAAGGGACCGAUGGACACAAGUUCACUAGGUGUCUGCCUGUCUCUUCAGUAAAGGUAUUACAAAUAAGUAGAUAGCUAAGAAAAAACUUGUUUUUUUCCUGAUUCCUGUUUCCCACUUACUUCUGAGCGUUUGCUGGAGCGGGGGAGGGUACACAGCUCUGGGCAAGGGGCGGACUGUCUCUUUCCUAAUUUCUCCCAGGGAAGAAUGCCUGUAACUUGCAGCACUGUCAGGUUUCUUUCAGAAGAAAACAAUAAACUGUUCUGUGAGUAAUGCAAAAGAGAUUAUGUUAAAAUGGAAGCUUUAUACUUCAUCUGUAUUGUUUUCACCACACCACCCCAAGCGAUUGUUGCCAUGAUAACUGUUGGCCAAAGUCUUUCUACCCCUAUCAAGGAAUUGCAUUUAACUGAGGCAGUGCAAGGACUUUGUCAUUAAUUCUUUCGGCUUUUAAGGACCACUUAUUCUAUUAAAACAAGCACAUCUGUAGAAAGCAAACUCUAUCUAGCGCUCCUAGGAAUAUUUAUGUUGCUAAUGGUGGGAGCACCAACAUUAAAAAAAAAAAAAACAACUUGCAUAGUUCAAUAUUGCAUUAAUGUGUGAAAUGCCUCUUCAACAUCUGUAAUAAAAAAGCUGUUGCAAGUCUGAACUGUGCAGAUAUCAAAUUCCAGCCUUCUAUA